This is a messenger RNA of Angiostrongylus costaricensis, 774 nucleotides long. The record is from the annotation of a GenBank genome assembly. NCBI's taxonomy places the organism in Eukaryota, Metazoa, Nematoda, Chromadorea, Rhabditida, Metastrongylidae.
AUGGCUUCUGGAGAUACGAUUAAGUACGAGAAAAUCGAACGUGGAUCACUCUAUGGUCUUGACUACAGAAUUUUCAUUAGUGGCCCUGUUGGUGUGAUUUCUCCGUGGCACGAUGUUCCGCUUUUCGCCGACGAAGCCAAUAAGAUCUAUAACAUGAUUGUCGAGAUUCCUCGUUGGACAAAUGCAAAAAUGGAGAUGGCAACUGCUGAACCAAUGAAUCCUAUCAAGCAAGACACAAAGAAAGGCUUUCCGCGAUUUGUGCAUAACAUAUUUCCACACAAGGGUUAUAUCUGGAACUAUGGAGCACUUCCUCAGACUUGGGAGAAUCCGAACCACAUUGUUCCCGAUACUGGUGCGAAAGGAGACAACGAUCCAAUUGAUGUAAUCGAGAUUGGAUCUAAGGUUCAACAGCGUGGUAGCGUUGUCCAGGUAAAAAUUGUCGGCACGUUGGCGCUGAUCGAUGAAGGCGAGACGGAUUGGAAAUUAGUCGCUAUCGAUGUCAAGGAUCCUCAAGCUGACCAUGUUAACAGUAUCGGUGACGUCGAAAACGAUCUCAUUAUUUUAAAUCUUGCACUUCCUUGCUUGUUGUCUGGAUUGCUACAAAAUAAAUUCGCCUUCAAUGGCGAGUACAAGGAUAGUGAUUAUGCUCACAACGUCAUCGCCAAAACACAUGAGUUUUGGAAAUCGCUCAUUAAGGAAGUUUCACCGAAUCUCAACACGUACGUUAGAGUGCCUGAUGCUGGAACUGUUAACAGUGAUGAGGUACAAAAGUGA